Porites lobata is the source of this 4446-nucleotide messenger RNA. The record is from the annotation of a GenBank genome assembly. Lineage: Eukaryota; Metazoa; Cnidaria; Anthozoa; Scleractinia; Poritidae.
UGUCAGUUGUCCCCAGUCCUUCACGUUUUCCAAUAUGGCAGCUUAUCGAACAGCCAAUCAGGAUCUCACAUCAGCUAUUGCACAUGGUUCACACGAUUAAAGAUGGGGAACGUUCUUGCUGCUUCACCACCGAAUCCCUCAUCUUCUAGCAAUGUCACGGCGAUACCCCCACCUCCACCUCUCACAGCAGCUCCUCCGAUAGAAGAAAAACCUAAAUCGCUGCCGAAAAGAUCCACCGAGAACAACCCAGGAACAUACGAAGAGUUACAUAAGGCGUGCAAGGGUAUGUGAAGCACUAGUAUGUGGGAACGCUAACUUUACCGGCUUCUUCAAUUUUCACGGAUACCAAUCACGUUUCUCGCAGACUGUCGUGUUAAGUUGUACAUAGACACGAAAUUUUAGUGUACGCUAGUGUAAAAUGGAUAUUGUGUUGAGUUCGGCCUAUUAUUGCCCUGCAACUUUUGUGAUCUCUGUACAAAUUCAAGCUUAUAUUAACGUUAGACUCCUCGGUACAGAGGAUUUUUCUAGUGAGUGAGAGGUUUUUAGACCCAGAUAAAGGGCGUCCGAGGUUUUAUUUUUUAACCAUAUUGUUGAUUAGACACACGGACAUUUUGUAGGGUUUCCACUCCAUGCCAGGAGGAAGGUCUCUUUGUAAUACAGUCAACUCUCUUUUAACGGAGUCCUCGAUAAAAAGAGUCCGUUAAGAGUUAUCAGAGCCCUCUCAAAGCGGACACAUGGAGUUGGUCCCUGCCUUUGAUUCUUUACUCCUUUUAGUUGACUCUGAAUUAGACGGACCCCUCUUUAAGACAGACACAUAAGGUCAGCCUUAUGGGUGUCCAUCUCGGAGAGAGUUGGUUGUACAUUUCCAAAUGUAGAGGGGGUGUAAUGGGGUUGAAAAAACUGCAAAACUGCCCCCCAAAAAUGUAACAAAACAGCAAUGUGGCGUGAUCAAAAAUUACAACAAAUCUUAUACAAAAUCACAAACUGCUUAGUCGUGUAAAACCACAAUACCACAGGUUAAAAUCAAAAUUUUGAUUUAGAAGGAGAGUGAACAGGGUUGUAGCUUAAAUUUAAUAACAGACGGAAAAUGGCAUUCGAUGGGCGGGUAUUAUGAGAAGAAAACAGUUGCCUUUAUAAAGCUUGCAAUCUUUUUCAGCUCGAAAAAAUCACGUUGACAGCUGGGUAUUUUCCCCGGCUCCCAACUAUUAUCUACAUCUCUGGUGAAUCAGCUCAUCAAAAGUCAUUGAGGACUUAAUUCUGCUAACCCCCUUUCAUUAUUGGUAUAUUUGCUGAUUUAUAGUUGAAACUUAAUGUAACGUGUGCAAUGUGCUGCCAGUAGCAUCAUAGCUCAAAUGAAAAUAAUAUUAUUAAUGAGAGACCUAUUUUACUUGCAGAUGUUUUUCCUCAGCCAUUUGAAGGGUGUAAGCUUGCUAUUAACAAAGGUCUUAGCAACCAUUUUCAAGUUAGUCACACACUUCAACUGAGUGGGAUGGGACCAGGUGCUUAUCACUUCGGAGCUACUUAUGUUGGAAACAAGCAAACAGGUCCUAAUGAGGUACAAGUAGUCUUUUACAUGUACUUUCAUAUAGUGCUCGGGGCUGCAGCCAUUAAGGGCACACCGGGGGCCAGGGAAUUCUCCUGGCUGCUAUAAACAUGUCCCCUGGCUGCUUUGUAGGUAACAAAAAGAAAAAUAGAACUAAAGAAGUUCUUAGCUGUUCUGAUCUGUUACCGACCUACUUAUUGCUUAUACAUAUACCCAGAAACUUGAAAAUGAAGGAUUUAACAUUUGACACUCUGGCAUACAUUGUGGGAGUUACAAACAAGAAUGAAUAGUUUAUCUAUUAUGGUCAUGUCCACUCGAGUCAUUAAUCAAAACGACUGUGCUAGAAAAAACUGGAUCUUGUUCAAAAUUGUCUGAAAUAACAAUUUUUUAGCAAUCUGAGUAUUCAAAAUAAUUCUACUGUGAUUCAACGUGCCCGUAAAAGUACUCCUUAUGAAACACAGAGUCAGACCCCUGUGUACAUUCACCUCUCGUAAGCGACCACCUCCCAUAAGUAACCACCCAUCCAAAACACCAAAAUUUUCCUACUUAAAGCCUCACAGUUACAAGCUCUGGUAAACAACCACCUCCUGUGAGCGACUGCAACCACUUUUCGGGGCUGACAGUUUGAUAUUUUAUCCAUCAUUUUUAACCUCUUGUAAAUGACUACUUGACACAUGGUCUGACUUUUUUUUUCAUUGUAUGUACUUUGCUACUUAGAGUAUCGAAAGAACUUUUAGAGACAAAAUGGAACUACACCUAUCAUAACUUUGAAAUUGCAUGUGAUAAAUUAUCUACCAUAGAGUAGAUGUGUCUAGACCUGAGAAACCCCAUGUGGUUCGAUUCUUGUAAAUGACCACCUCCUACAUGUAUAAGCGACCGCUAAGUCUUGCAUUUUGGGUGGUUGCUUACAUGUGGCUAACCGUAAUUUAGGCAAGUUAACCUUGAACCAGUGCUGGUCAGCUGUUUCCCCAACUAUACUUGGGGUGGCCCAAUGCCCUUUGCAGGGGCACAUCUUGACUUGUAUACACAGUUGCUUGCUAGUUUCACUUCUUCGUAAAGUGUCUUCACUAUAGCCUUGUUUUUUGCUUACCCUUUUCGUGCUGUGUUUCUCCCAACCCUCCCUCCCUCUUCAAGUUAGGGCUACAGUAGGGAAUUAUUGGUGUGACAGUAAGUAUUCCACUGAGCAGUUCAGUGUGACCUUGCCUGGUGGGAGCCACUCGCAGAGUUACUAUGGAGACAUCCUUGUGCUAGAGAAUUGCCUGGCUCCACCAAACCUGUAGGCACAAGCACCCAGGCUUAUCUAUUAGGGGAGGUUCGACUGUAUGUUUUUUACUUAGGAUCACUUAGUGUGAACAGCAAGUGUUAAUGAACUACAUAGUGUGUAUGUUUCAUUAGUGAUGAAACUAAACUUGUUUUGCCCAAGCACCUGUCUAAAGAAGUUUCUCUGAUUGUUUUCAGGCAUUUCCAGUAUUGCUUGGAGACAUAGAUUUAAAUGGUAGUCUUAAUGCUCAAAUUAUUCAUCAGUUUACGGAGCGCAUCAGAGGGAAAGCCAUUAUUCAGGUAAAGGGUCAGGAAAUAUUUAAACUAUAACUGUAAAUCUACUUUAUAUACAACUGGAAAACUUUUAGAACUAUCCUUAUGGGUCUGGGAAUACUUGUUCCAGUCUACCGACCUACCUUUCCUUUCCUCUGAACCUAAGAUCCUAAAAGCUUUCCCAAAAACUUUUCCCACCAAAAUGAAGCCUACUAAAUCCCCAGCAUAAGAAAAAAAAUGAGGCAAAAAAAUGAAAAUGAGGGGAGAAGAGAAAGCAAAAUGUUUAAGUCAAGACUGCCGUGUCACUUUUAAUCCCAAAAACUGCGCAUGCCUGAACUUCACAAGCUAAUAUUUUGCAUCUGGAUCAGAAGGCCGCGAAGUGUAUUUCCUGUUAAUGGCUUUGUGGUAACUUUUAGCUCUUUAUAGCAUGACAGUGACCAGAAAACCACUCAACUAGCUUCAAAACGCAAACUUCGUCUUGGGUUUGCAUAACUGUCUCAAAUUCUCCCAACACAACCCUCCAAAUUACAGGUUUUGCUCGGUCACCAUUUGGCAACCAACUCUUGGUUUAGGGAGACUUUUUUUACAAAUCAAGUUGCCAGCUCCCAAAUGUUAGGCACCAUGGUGACCAAAUUGGUCACAACUUGGAGGGUUACAACACCCUCUCGUGUUUAUAUAAGGUUAUGUAAAUGCAGAAAACGUUUUUAUUGUUUUCUAAUGUCGUUUCGAGGGGGUUUCAAUACACCUGAGAGUGACCCAUGCCUACAUUAACCAUAGCAAAUUAUGUGGCACUGACAAUGAUGCAUCGAUUCUGCUUUUUGUAGACAAAAAAAUCCGUGUGGCUUCUUGUUCAAAGCGAUGCUGAGUACAGAGGCAAUGACUUCACUGCCACCAUAACCACUGCAAAUAUUGAUAUUGUUAAUGGCUCAGGAAUCGUUGUGGCACACUAUCUUCAGAGAAUGGCUCCACGCAUCGACAUAGGAGGGGAGUUACUUUACCAUUAUGGAGCUCAAGAAGCGGCCAUGAUGUCUCUUGCUGGUCGUUACACAGCAGACAGAUGGAUAGCUUCAGCAACGGUUGGUCAAACAGGAUGGCACCUAAGCUAUUGGCAUAAGGGGAAUGAGAAUGUAAAAGUCGGUGUGGAGUAUGAGUUCAACACGAGGGGUGGUGAUAGUUCUGUUAGUGCUGGAUAUCAAAUUGAAGUACCCAAAUCCAAUAUUUCUUUUAGAGGAAUGGUGGACACAAAUUGGACAGUAGCGGGUGUUAUGGAAAAGAGACUUCCGCCUUUGCCAUUUACCUUUGUGUUAAGUGGAAUGUUGAAUCACGCUAAGAAUCAGGCACGAUUUGGGUUUGGUCUCAACAUUGGUUAA